CACGGGCUCGAAUCCUACCGCCCCCCCCCCCUCGUCCCGCUCAAUUGCGUAAUCAUGCGCUGACUUUUUGGCGAUUCGACUGGGACUGUAUUAAAAAUGGGUAGGAAAAGCAGAUAUAAGAAGUAUAAAGCAGUGGACCCAUUUUGUGUUGGCCAGAGAAAAGACAACCUAACACGUCUUGAAAAUGUCUUCAACAAAGCACCAAAGAAAGAGGAUUUUGAGCAGAAGCCACCCAAGGGAUUCCUGGAAUUGAUGAAUUCCAUGAAGCAGGGUAAUAAUCAGAAGGAAAAACCUAUCAAGAAGAAAAAGAGAAAGGCCGAAGAAAGCAUUGAAGAGAAAGAGGGAGAUGAUGACAGGAAGAAAAAGAAGAGAUUUGAAAGACGUCCUUGGGAAUCAGAUAUGCAGUUCAUCACUAGGGUUGAUAGGAUUGCUCAGAGCAUUGUGAAUAAAGAAAAGAUGGAGAUCAUAAAGACUGGAGGAGAUAAGGAGAUGGCUCCUAAGAAACUAACCAAAGAAAAGGAAAGGAAAUUGAAAAGGAUCAAGAAAACAGCUGCAGAAGCCAAACGGAAGAAACAAGAAGAGCAGGAGGAAUAUGCCAAGGCUGCGAGAAAUGAAGAGAUGCUGGAUUCUCUGGAGAAGGAAAUGAUGAAAGAUAAAGUUGAGUUUGGAGAAGUUGCCAUGGCUCCACCAAUCCUCACAAAAGCACCCAGGAAAAGCCAAGAUGCAGCAAAGCCUGGUCAACGUGAACUGCUUCUGAAAGGACUUGUGUCAACGACUCAAUCUGGCAGUAAAUCAACGCAGCAACACCAGAAGAAGGCUGGACGGGGCGGGCCAGAUACCAGUAGCGUCCAGAAGAAGGGGAAGAGGAGAAAAGACAUGUCGGCUCUGGAGAAGGAACGCUUUGACCAGACGAGGAGUUCCAUCAUAGAAGCGUACAGGAAGCAGAAGAACACCACAAGGAUAUCAUUGCCAUUGCCGGGUGAAGAUUUGAGGUGAUGGAUCUUUGAUGGAGCCGAGAGACUCCAAAAG
Messenger RNA from Lytechinus variegatus (green sea urchin), 1029 nucleotides. RefSeq names its product coiled-coil domain-containing protein 137-like. Bases 97 to 996 code for a protein of 299 amino acids. Lineage: Eukaryota; Metazoa; Echinodermata; Echinoidea; Temnopleuroida; Toxopneustidae. The record is from RefSeq and is a predicted model, not a curated record. The transcript has 6 exons.